This is a messenger RNA of Rhodofomes roseus, 839 nucleotides long. RefSeq lists its product as uncharacterized. Lineage: Eukaryota; Fungi; Basidiomycota; Agaricomycetes; Polyporales; Fomitopsidaceae. The transcript is spliced from 4 exons. The record is from RefSeq and is a predicted model, not a curated record. Bases 180 to 638 code for a protein of 152 amino acids.
CAACCCUUCAUCACGCGUCCGAAACCAUGUAAGAAACCGUAUACGCCGUCACGUGGUCACGUUGUCUACGCGCCAUCGCGACGCGCCUGGCCGACGACGUAAUAUUCCGCAGACUUCGACGACCGCGACUUCCUCCUCACUGCAAAGCCAUCUCCAGCACUCAGAGUCAGUAACCACCCAUGGCCGAGAGAACCACUCUCAAGCACACGCUGGAUAGCGAUGUCGAGGGAAGCGCUGCUGCUGCAGCGCCUCCUGCUAAGAAGCCGCGCGCGUCGACCAAGAAGAAGGCGGCGGCGGUGCUGGGCAAGUGCGGCAUGACGAAGAAGGAGCUGGGAGAUGCUAUCCAGCGCGGGUUGAGACUUGAGAAGUAUGAGGCACAACGGACGAUGGUGGAGACCACCAUGGAUGCGACGUUCUUCAGCGCGUUCUUUGGCGUCCCAGGGGUAAAGCUUUCGCCUCCGACGUUUGACGAGACUACGCCUAUCGUCGUGGCCGACUUCAGCGGCCGUGUCGGCGGAGAGAUAUUCGGGGUGAGCAAAGUCAAAGGCGGGAAUCGAUAUACCACAAACCACGUCAGACGCCUUGUCGCAAUCCUAUACCCGGCCGAGGAGAAGUUCGUCAUGUUCUUCUCCAUCUAGACCAAGGCCCGCUCUUGUCAAUGCUUUGUCUUGCUUGUUACGUGUCGUGCUAAGGAUCUGUUACCAUGCAAUCGCUUUUCAUGGAUUUCGAUGUAAUCGAGACACGUUCCUCCGAGUGUCUGACAUGAGGCUGCGUGUUGACAAUGUUGUUCUCCGAGGCUUCUCCACGGUGUCCCGUGUGUUGUACGAAUUGAGACUUCC